AUGUCCAGACAUCCGACGCUCAUCAAACCUCCCAAAUCCCUUCCUCACCAUUCUCCCAUCGAGAACGUCCUCUCCCUCCUCCCGCUCGUCGACAUCGGCCCUGACAUCUACACCAAUGCCCGUCCUCUCUGGCACCCACCCGGGGCGCGAGGCAUCUACGGCGGCGCAGCCAUCGCUCAAUGUCUGUCGGCGGCGCAGGCCACGAUUCCUCCGGACUUCACGGUGCACAGCAUGCACUGCUACUUCGUGUUGGCGGGCAACUCGGAGAUCCCGAUCCUGUACCACGUGGAACGCGUGCGGGACGGGCGGAGCUUCAUCACCCGCACGGUGCAGGCACGGCAGCGAGGCAAGUGUAUCUUCACCACGACGCUGUCGUUUAUGAAGGAAGGCAGCGGCGGCAAGGAAAAGGUGGAACAUGCGGUGCCCAUGCCCACCGACGUGACGCCGCCGCCUGACACCGAAUCCAGCCGGUCGGCCUGGAGUGCCAACGACUCGGGCGAGUCGCAGCCGUUCGAGUCCGUCCGCUGCCCUGUGACACGACACGGCUCACCGGCGGAACGCAAACUGCGCCAGUGGAUCCGGGCCCGCGGCCGCAUCAGCGACUGUCCGCCCAACGUGCGCGAGGAGGAGCUGGCCCAGGGCGAGCGUGCCCACCAGCCCGGGAACAACCACCAAGCGCACCUCUCGGCGCUCGCCUACAUGUCCGACUCGUACUUCAUCGGCACCGUGGCCCGCGUGCACCGCCUGAUGCGCUUCGCCAACCGCCAGAACAUCGAGCGCACCCUGCGUGGCUUCCGGGGCUCGCAGGAAGAACGGGACCAGAUGAGGCGCUACCUGGAAGAGAUUGCCCGCGAGGAGGCCGAGGAGCACGAGCAGUUUGAUCAGUUGGAUAAGUCGCAGUCAUCAUCAUCAUCAUCGUCACCGUCGGCCCCGGCCACAGACGGCCGCCGCAUCGGCAUGAUGGUUUCGCUCGACCACACCAUCUACUUCCACAACCCGCGCGCCUUCCGCGCCGACGAGUGGAUGUUGACCGAAAUGGCCAGUCCGUGGGCCGGCGACGGCAGGGGCGUCGUCAUGCAGCGCAUCUGGAGUAAAGACGGCACCUUGAUCGCCUCGUGUGUCCAGGAAGGCGUGGUGCGGCUGGUGCAGAAGGACGAGAGUAAAUUAUGA
Messenger RNA from Capronia epimyces CBS 606.96, 1170 nucleotides. RefSeq lists its product as uncharacterized. The coding region runs from base 1 to 1170 and encodes 389 amino acids. Gene Ontology annotation, molecular function: fatty acyl-CoA hydrolase activity. Gene Ontology annotation, cellular component: peroxisomal matrix. NCBI's taxonomy places the organism in Eukaryota, Fungi, Ascomycota, Eurotiomycetes, Chaetothyriales, Herpotrichiellaceae. Gene Ontology annotation, biological process: acyl-CoA metabolic process; fatty acid catabolic process. The record is from RefSeq and is a predicted model, not a curated record. The transcript has a single exon.